AUGGAGACCUUCAGAAGCAAUGUGUUGACGCUAGCACAGGAAAAAUUUGCAUCUCACGUCGUCGAGAAAUCACUCACACAUGCUUCGCCGAGAGUGCUGCACUAUUUGAUGGACGAGAUUUUUGAUGGAUACAUCACUGAUGAGAAGGGACGCGAUGCGCUUGAUAUCAUGAUGUUCGAUUUGUACGGUAACUACGUGGUACAGACAAUGAUUGAUGUAGCAAUUGAAGUGUAUGAGGGUAGACGUCAAGGUGAUCCUAAGUGGGCUACACUUUUAGCUGAGCGAGCUAUUCGACACGAAUUUCGCCUUGAACAUUAUUCCUCGGGCAAGAAAAUCAUUGCGAAAUUACGACAGGUAAUUUCAACCGUUGCAAUAUAA
Gongylonema pulchrum is the source of this 378-nucleotide messenger RNA. NCBI's taxonomy places the organism in Eukaryota, Metazoa, Nematoda, Chromadorea, Rhabditida, Gongylonematidae. The record is from the annotation of a GenBank genome assembly.